Penicillium canescens is the source of this 3627-nucleotide messenger RNA. Its product is annotated as DNA-directed RNA polymerase III core subunit RET1. The record is from RefSeq and is a predicted model, not a curated record. Bases 1 to 3627 code for a protein of 1208 amino acids. Gene Ontology annotation, cellular component: RNA polymerase III complex. Gene Ontology annotation, molecular function: DNA binding; DNA-directed RNA polymerase activity; ribonucleoside binding. Gene Ontology annotation, biological process: DNA-templated transcription. The transcript is spliced from 3 exons. Lineage: Eukaryota; Fungi; Ascomycota; Eurotiomycetes; Eurotiales; Aspergillaceae.
AUGCCGCCGCGCAAGAGGACGCAGCCCUCGGCGGCCAGCCAGGCGCGACGACCCUCAGAGACUGGAAACUCAUCGGCGACUGAUCCCACAAAAAGAAAGCGUUCCUCCGUAUCCAAGCCAGUUCCUGAGCCUCCCCGGCAGCCGGAGCCAGAGUCGGAUCCAAAUGCUCCAAAGUUCAAGCCGAGGGAUCCUUUCGAUGCGCUCUUAGAACCGUUCUACUACAACAAGGGUCUGACUGACCCAAUCGACACCGCCAGGGAUAAAUGGAACUUGCUGCCCGCAUUCCUCAAGGUAAAAGGAUUGGUGAAACAGCACCUUGACUCCUACAACUAUUUUGUGGAGGUACAACUGAAGAAGAUCGUCGAGUCGAGCUCCACUAUUCGCAGUGAUAUCGAUCACAACUUUUACAUCAAGUUUACCGACAUCUAUGUUGGUUCGCCUCGACGAGCUGACGAGCAAGGCGAUGGCGGAUUGGAAUUCGAGUCAACGAUCACGCCCCAAGAGUGCAGACUACGAGACACUACAUACGCUGCACCCAUUCUAGUCGACUUUGAGUAUGUUCGUGGUCGCCAAAGGGUUAUCCGACGAGGCGUUUCUAUCGGAAGAAUGCCGGUCAUGCUCCGCAGUUCUAAGUGUGUGUUGGCGAACAAGACCCCUGCUCAGAUGAGCGUCCUCAACGAAUGCCCAUUGGAUCCCGGCGGUUACUUCGUUGUCAAUGGAACAGAGAAGGUCAUUCUUGUGCAGGAGCAGUUGAGCAAGAACAGAAUUAUCGUUGAAACCGACCCUAAGAAGGAAAUUGUCCAGGCCUCGGUUACCAGUUCUUCCAACGAGCGUAAAUCUAAGAGUUACAUCGUCUUGAAGAAAGGAAGACUUUACGUCAAGCACAACGUGCUCAAUGAAGACAUCCCUAUUGUGAUUUUGUUGAAGGCCAUGGGAAUUCAUACCGAUAAGGAGAUGAUGCAAAUGGUCACUGGUGACGACAGUCUGUACCAGGAUGAUUUUGCGAUCAACUUCGAAGAGGCAAUCAACGUCGGUAUCUACACUCAACAGCAAGCCCUUGACUGGAUUGGCUGUCGGAUCAAAAUCAACCGCAAACAAAGCGCUUAUCGCCGGACCCAUGUGCAAGAAGCAAUUGAGGCGAUUGCAUCUGUCAUCAUCUCUCACAUUGAGGUUCAUGACAUGAACUUCCGCCCCAAGGCUAUCUAUGUUGCCCACAUGGCCCGUCGCGUUCUUAUGGCCAAGAAUGACCCUGCUUUGGUGGAUGACCGUGACUACCUUGGUAACAAACGACUGGAGUUGGCUGGCCAGAUGUUGGCGCUGCUCUUCGAAGAUCUGUUCAAGAAGUUCUGUUUCGAUAUUAAGAUGAACAUUGACAAGGUCUUGAACAAGCGCAACCGAGCUGAGCAGUUCGACGCUUGGAGUGUUGUGACCAUGCAUGGAAACCACAUCACCCAGGGUAUGAACCGAGCCAUCUCAACCGGUAACUGGAGCUUGAAACGUUUCCGCAUGGAGCGUGCAGGUGUUACCCACGUUCUCAGCCGACUGAGUUAUAUUGCUGCUCUCGGUAUGAUGACUCGUAUUUCCAGUCAGUUCGAAAAGACCCGAAAAGUCUCUGGCCCUCGUGCCUUGCAGCCAUCCCAAUUCGGCAUGCUUUGCCCUGCCGAUACACCCGAAGGAGAGGCCUGUGGUCUGGUCAAGAACUUGGCUCUCAUGACGCACAUCACGACAAACGACGAAGAGGGACCCGUGCGAAACCUGAUGUUCAUGUUGGGUGUUGAAGACAUUGCCAGUGUUGGUGGACAGCAACUCUAUGCCAAGGGUGCUUACACCAUUUCCAUCAACGGUACUCCGACUGCCUUGACGAGACGGCCCAAGUCGUUCCUCAACGCUUUCCGAAGACUGCGCCGUAUGGGUCGUGUUUCGGAAUUCGUCAGCAUCUACAUCAACCACCACCAGCGAGCUGUCCAUGUGGCAACCGACGAUGGAAGAAUUUGCAGACCGCUUAUUGUCGUGGAGAAUGGCAAAUCUCGGGUUCAGAGACACCAUCUCGAAAAGCUGCGUGAUGGCAAGAUGGAAUUCGAUGACUUCCUUGCCCAAGGUCUCGUUGAAUAUCUUGAUGUGAACGAGGAGAACGACUCCUACAUCUCGAUCUACGAGAAGGACAUUGGAAACACUCACACCCAUCUCGAAAUCGAACCUUUCACCGUCCUCGGAGCUGUCGCUGGCUUGAUUCCUUACCCUCACCACAACCAGUCUCCCCGUAACACCUACCAAUGUGCCAUGGGUAAACAAGCAAUCGGUGCCAUUGCUUCGAAUCAGUUCCAGCGAAUUGAUUCCAUUCUAUACCUCAUGGUCUAUCCCCAGAAGCCAAUGGUAAAGUCCCGAACUAUUGAGCUGACCAAGUAUGAUCAACUGCCUGCCGGUCAGAACGCAACUGUUGCUGUGAUGUCUUACUCCGGUUACGAUAUUGAGGAUGCCCUGGUGUUGAACAAGGGAUCUGUGGACCGCGGCUUCGGACGUUGCCAGGUCUUCCGCAAAUACGUCACCAACCUGAAGAGCUAUUCCAACGGAUCAAAGGACGACCUCCGCCCGCCGGAAUACGAAAACGGCGCUCCAAUUCGCAAGCACGCACUCCUGGAGCAUGACGGUCUAGCCGCCGUUGGUGAGCAGGUCAACGCAGGCGAAACCUACGUCAACAAGGUUACACCCAAGGUCCAAAACUCCACGGGCAUCACGGGCUCCGACGCUGGCAGGAACGAGUAUAUCAACGCAUCCAUGAAUUACAAGCUCCCAGACCCCGCCUACAUCGACAAGGUCCUGGUCUCAGCUACAGAGGGUGAAACCCAACUUAUCAAGGUCCUAACCCGCCAAACCCGUCGUCCCGAAGUCGGCGACAAGUUCUCCUCUCGUCACGGUCAAAAGGGUGUCGUAGGAAUCAUCGCAGACCAAGCGGACAUGCCCUUCAGCGACCAAGGCAUCAAUCCAGACAUCAUCAUGAACCCCCACGGUUUCCCCUCUCGAAUGACAGUCGGAAAGAUGCUGGAGCUAGUCGCCGGCAAAGCAGGCGUCCUCUCAGGCCAGCACGGCUACGGUACCUGUUUCGGCGGCAGCCCCGUCGAAGAAAUGUCCCAGAUCCUCAUCGACAAGGGUUUCAGUUACGGUGGUAAAGACUACCUCACCUCCGGUAUCACCGGCGAGGCACUGCCUUUCUACGUCUUCACCGGUCCAAUCUACUACCAGAAACUGAAGCACAUGGUCCAAGACAAGAUGCACUCGCGUGCCCGUGGUCCCCGUGCUACACUUACCCGCCAGCCCACUGAGGGUCGUUCCCGUGACGGUGGUCUCCGUCUCGGUGAGAUGGAACGUGAUUGUUUGAUUGCGUACGGUACUAGCCAGCUGCUCCUUGAGCGGUUGAUGAUCUCGUCUGAUCGUCACGAGGUGGACGUUUGCGAGAACUGUGGCUUCAUGGGUUACUUGAAUUGGUGUCCUGGCUGCAAGUCGUCUCGCUCCGUUGUGAAGAUGGUUAUUCCUUACGCUGCCAAGCUGCUUAUCCAGGAGCUGAUGAGUAUGAAUGUCACGGCUCGUCUGAAGCUUGAUGAUGAGUUCCCUGAGAUGAAGGGUCGUUAA